CGGUCGCGGCGAUGGGCAGCGCGAGGGGGCCCGGCGGGGCCGCCCUGCGGGCGCUGGUGUCGGUGGCCGCCGGGCUGUUGGCCUGUGGCGGGGCCAGCGAGUACGACUAUGUCAGCUACCAGUCCGACCUGGGCCCCUACCCCGGCGGGCGCUUCUACGCCAAGCCCCACCAGUGCGUGGCCAUCCCCGCCGACCUGCGGCUCUGCCACAGCGUGGGCUACGACAAGAUGGUGCUGCCCAACCUGCUGGACCACGAGACCAUGGCCGAGGUGAAGCACCAGGCGAGCAGCUGGGUGCCACUGCUCAACAAGAACUGCCAUAUGGGUACCCAGGUCUUCCUCUGCUCCCUCUUUGCCCCCGUCUGCCUGGACCGGCCGGUGUACCCCUGCCGCUGGCUCUGUGAGGCUGUCCGUGACUCCUGUGAGCCCGUCAUGCAGUUCUUUGGCUUCUUCUGGCCAGAGAUGCUCAAGUGUGACCAGUUUCCCCAGGAUGAUGUCUGCAUUGCCAUGACAACUCCCAAUGCCACCGAGGUCUCCAGGCCCAAAGGAACGACUGUGUGUCCUCCCUGUGACAACGAGAUGAAGUCCGAGGCCAUCGUGGAGCACCUGUGUGCCAGCGAGUUCGCUCUUAAGAUGACCAUAAAGGAAGUGAAGAAGGAGAAUGGGGACAAGAUGAUCGUCCCACGGAAGAGGAAGGCACUGAAGCUGGGGCCCAUCCGCAAGAAGAACCUGAAGAAGCUGGUGCUGUUCCUGAAAAACGGGGCAGACUGUCCCUGCCACCAGCUGGACAACCUCGGCCACUACUUCCUCAUCAUGGGCCGCCAGGUGAAGACCCAGUACCUGCUGACAGCCAUCUACAAGUGGGACAAGAAGAACAAAGAGUUCAAGAAGUUCAUGAAGAAGAUGAAGUCUCCCGACUGCCCGACGUUUCCGUCCGUUUUCAAGUGAUGGGUGGGCGGCGGGAGAGCCGCUGCCCUGGCCUGUGCCACGGGGCACUCUGCAGCAGGGGUGCUGGAGCCAAGCCCUCCUGCUGCUCCAUCCUGCUCCUCAGAGCUCCCUCACUGACCCCAGCCCUCCCACAUCCCCGCUGCUGGUGUUUGCCUGACGGCCUGGGCGUGCGACGUGCGUGCACCGAA
Messenger RNA from Empidonax traillii (willow flycatcher), 1135 nucleotides. It is a transcript of the gene SFRP1, whose product is annotated as secreted frizzled related protein 1. NCBI's taxonomy places the organism in Eukaryota, Metazoa, Chordata, Aves, Passeriformes, Tyrannidae. The transcript has 3 exons. Gene Ontology annotation, molecular function: Wnt-protein binding. The record is from RefSeq and is a predicted model, not a curated record. The coding region runs from base 12 to 947 and encodes 311 amino acids. Gene Ontology annotation, biological process: canonical Wnt signaling pathway; non-canonical Wnt signaling pathway; negative regulation of canonical Wnt signaling pathway.